Messenger RNA from Drosophila subpulchrella, 1954 nucleotides. RefSeq lists its product as uncharacterized. The transcript has 2 exons. The record is from RefSeq and is a predicted model, not a curated record. Bases 123 to 1910 code for a protein of 595 amino acids. NCBI's taxonomy places the organism in Eukaryota, Metazoa, Arthropoda, Insecta, Diptera, Drosophilidae.
AAAUUGACAAUCCAAUUCAAUCACCUCAAAUACAUAAGGAAAUGCUGUAGAAAAACGAACACCUUAACCAAUUCCCCGAAUAGAACAUCAAAAUUCGCGGUUAGACCCAGAUAGAGUGAAAAAUGGAGUCCCAAGGCAAAAGUGAAUCUUUGGACCAAAACACGAAAACAACCGAAGAAAACGUAGCCAAAUGCUGUUUUGUGAUUACCGUGGGAAGUGACGGACUAAUAGAAAUUAGUUCCCAUAAUCCAGACUCCCAAGCGACACAAGAUGAACUAAACAGUGGUAAUCCCACAUCAACAAACAAGGUUUCGGAUAUGGUGUCAAAGAAACAGCGCUUUAGCAUAGCCGUUCUUAAAGAGGAUUCCAAUGAUAUCGAUGAAGGCCCUGCUAAAAGUUCCGAGAAGAUCAACACUAAUCUGCAAUCGCUAGAAGGAGAAAAGAAAACCGAAGUGGUGCCGCCUUUCGUGAAGAUCUGCAAUAAAGACCUGGCGAACAGGCCUUCUUUCGUGGUUCUCGAAGAUGCUUUGGAACGAAAUCGGAUUAAACAAGAUCUGGAGCAGCCGAAUUCAGAGCAAUGCCAGAAAAGCUCACAUGCUGAAUCUCAAACAGGUGAAACUUGUUCCAAGAACAGCAUGACAUCCACCAAUAAUAUCAGCCAGAGAGAUAAUGCCAUAACACCUCUUCGGAAAUUAUCUACGCAAACUGCAGCUCAGGUCCGUCAAAAACUGUCUACUUUGAACAAUAAACAGCCAGAAUUGGUUUCCGAAUCAAUCAUGAGGGCUGGCAACAGUUCGAUUGUUCAAAAACAGCAGCAACAUCAGCCGCUGCAGCAGCAUGCAAAGCAGCAACAUCAGUCGUUGCAACAGCAGACACAGCAGCAACAUCAGCAACUGCAGCAGCAGCAACUUCAGCAACAGUUUGGCAACAACUCUCCGUAUGUGACCAUUAGUUUCUUACCUAUGACCCAGCCUGGAGCAACUUCUGGCAGUCCUGUGAUGUAUCCUUGCCAGCAAUUCCUGAGUGCCACACCGAGCAACAUGUCAAGUUGCUCCUGCUGCAGCUGCAGCAAUUGCUGCCCGCCGAGGGCAACGCAAGUCUGCCAACUGCCGAUGGGCAAUGGUUGCUGUCAGAUCCAAAAUCCGGUAUACGGCAGCAACUGCUGCAUGUUGAAGCCGGAAAACUUUCAAAACAGCGGAUCCUGCUGUCCUAUAUCGAGUGUGGAGUCGCAUCCUUCUAUGGGAUUUAACGGCCAAUUCAGUCAGCACAUGAUGCAUCCCAUCCUGACAACUUCACCUUCAGCACUACAGCAACAGCAACCAAAUAUUCCGAUUGCCGGGGGGUUUUAUCCUUGCUGCUCCUGCCACUCAUUUUGUACUUGCAACCAAUGCGCCCACCACAGGAUGCCAGCCUAUCAUCAUCCUUGCUGCCAUUGCCCAGGGUUCUUUAACAAUCAACAGAUGCAUCAAUUCCAGCAGCAGCAGCAAUCUCAAUGUGUCUGCUGUCCUAUAAAAAUGAACCAGCAACGACAUUCUCCAUCCAAAGGAGUUAGGGUGUUGAAAGCCACUGGAAAACCCACCAACCGUGAUGGACUAAAGCAUAUAUUUAGCAAGAAGCCAGCUGAGAUCCCGAAACCACAAGCCCAGGAGCAGGCCAAGGACCAAGAAGAUCAUCAAAGCCACAAGAAGACGAGCAGGGAAGCUCCUCGAUCGAUUGGAGGUGCUUCGUCCUUAAAAAGCAAUUCCAACCCCACCCCCUUGUAUUUAGCUCGAUAUGGAAAAACUUGCCUGAUUCUGAGACCCAUCAGUACGGCUAUAAUGCCGCGUCUUCUGACCAAGCGAAUCAGUCGCUAUACCUCGGUGAUAGCCUGGCCCACAAAUAAUAUCAAGUCAAAUGUACACACAACCUAAACUAUCCAUCUAUCUGGGAUAAAUUAUACAAUAAAGAAGCUUCA